UUUUAUUAAAGUGAUAGAACGGCUUCCGGUGUACCGGUGUUGCCCUUAAAAGCCAUUCCAAACACCAUAAAAAAUGACUUUUGCCCUUAAAAGCCAUUCCAAACAGGAUCUUAUAGUAGCCUUUUGUUUUUGCUUCAACAUUUUCAUGGCUCUUCCAAUCCACUCCUAUGAAUCGUAAACGAGGGAACAUUUGACUCUCUCUCUCUCUCUCUAGAAGCUCACGAAUCAGGCAUCGCGACAAUACGAAUGAUAGGCAAUUCAUUGGUGGGAUGCUCAAGGAAUCACAGGAAGCUCUUGCCUUGCAGUAAAAUGCUCUUUGAAUACACACUAUUUUCCAAUAGUUGCUUCAUAAUCUGCUGUUUUAUUCAGUGUGUAGCUUUAUUUAGAAGUGGAAAGAAGCCAUAGCUUGAGAUGUUUGCUUUGCUUCUCUAAAUUGCAAUUCCAAAGCUUUUGUUGCUAUCCAUACAGUUGCAGUCAUUAGCAUGUAUAGCAGUUAUCAAUUAGGCAAAGAUGGUGUAAUGGAUGCCCAGAAAGCUGAAGCUUCUAUACUGGACUGGAAUAUUGAGGCAAAAGAAGAAGAGGGACCAUCUUGAGGUGUUCUCCUCCUGUCUGAAGUGUUUGCUUGUCUUUCUCUGGAGGUGCCAGAGCUUACAUUUUUCAAUGGAGGAGAGGGUAGAAAUAAGCGAAGAGACCAGGAAACUUGCAUCUAUAGACUCCCUUCUGCAGUGGAGCCAAUGGCAGUUGCUUGAUUCUAUUCUUCCUACAGGUGGCUUUGCUCAUUCUUUUGGUCUUGAGGCAGCAAUUCAAGCUCGCACAGUCUCUAGGCCCGAAGAUCUUCAAGCUUUCGUGAUCAAUGUGUUGGAGAAUUCUGGAAGCCUUUUUCUUCCUUUUGUUUAUUCUGCAAUCAUGUCUCCCGAUAUGCAAAACUGGCAUAAACUUGACAAAAUUCUAGAUGCAACACUGACAAAUGAAGUGGCUCGUAAGGCAUCAAUUGCUCAAGGAUCUGCACUAAUAAGAGUAGCUGCAUGUGUGUUUUCGGAAGCCCCUUCUCUCAAAAUGAUGAGAGAUGCAUCUUUAGGUACUGGAGCUGUUUCUUUCCACCACGCUCCCAUCUUUGGCCUUAUAUGUGGACUUCUUGGGUUGGAUAGUGGAACUUCUCAGAGGGCUUACAUGUUUAUAACAAUGAGAGAUGUUAUUUCUGCUGCGACUAGGCUGAAUUUGGUCGGACCCUUAGGUGGAGCAGUGUUGCAGCAUCAGAUUGCGCUUGUUGCUGAAGACAUGUCAAAGAAAUGGAUGGACCGUUCGUUUGAGGAAGCAUGCCAAACUACUCCUUUGCUUGAUACGGUGCAGGGCUGCCAUGGCUACUUGUUUUCCAGACUCUUCUCCUCUUGAAAGCCUUUAACGAAAAGCCUAAUUAGUUUUUGCUUUCAUCAACUGAGCUGAUGCUUUUGGUGUUAGGUUGCUCACUUGUAAUAUUCCAGCAUGAUGGCACCGGUUUUUGCCCUUAAAAGCGGAGUGGGUGCUAGUUGUUAGCAUUGGCCUCAACCCAUGAAGUUUGUUGAACAUCAAUAAAAUGAUCUCAGCAUGUUGAAAACUCAGUGACAAAGAUUCAAUGCAUUCCAUGAGUGUGCGCGCGCGUGCGUUUGCUUGUUCAUGUACUGUAGCUUCUCUUUGAUCUUAUGGGAAACAGAAGUUAUAGCAAAUGUAAAUGUAUUUCUUUUUAUAGGAUUAACUUGACAAAGGUUGUUUAAGUGUUGCAUGUGUGAAGUGAGAUUGUUGAUUUAACAUGGAAAUUUCCAUGUGGUCCAUUUUCAAACUUUAUAUAGCUAAUGGAAAUACACAGUUUCUGUCAGGUCAA
Cornus florida is the source of this 1858-nucleotide messenger RNA. RefSeq names its product urease accessory protein F. Gene Ontology annotation, molecular function: nickel cation binding. The record is from RefSeq and is a predicted model, not a curated record. The transcript is spliced from 5 exons. Lineage: Eukaryota; Viridiplantae; Streptophyta; Magnoliopsida; Cornales; Cornaceae. Bases 523 to 1392 code for a protein of 289 amino acids.